This is a messenger RNA of Fusarium musae, 573 nucleotides long. RefSeq lists its product as uncharacterized. The transcript has 2 exons. Gene Ontology annotation, biological process: regulation of transcription by RNA polymerase II. The record is from RefSeq and is a predicted model, not a curated record. NCBI's taxonomy places the organism in Eukaryota, Fungi, Ascomycota, Sordariomycetes, Hypocreales, Nectriaceae. The coding region runs from base 1 to 573 and encodes 190 amino acids. Gene Ontology annotation, molecular function: DNA-binding transcription activator activity, RNA polymerase II-specific.
AUGGAGAUCUUUUCCCUCGUCAACGGCAUGGAGGCUAUUCUUCAUUCACCAGGAGCCGCGGCUCUUAGGGAUGGUCCUCUCAGAGAGCUUUUCUGCGAGACACCGCAUCCGCACGUUAACAGCUACCUUCUCCGUGGCCUUCAUGCCAGAUUACCCGAGCUUGCAAGGCGGAUAGCAUCUGACUCAAUGGAAGAUCAGUCCCGGACCGUGCUGACUUCCGCCGUCGUAUCCAUCACCGGUUGCGUCGACGACGCGUUUUCGAAUCUGUACAAAGUAUCACCACCAGAGCUGAGGGCCAUCUUCUCAUGGCCCAUGUCUGUGUCGCGAGAUUUCUUGGACCUGGCUGUGUCGGGACAUCCGUUGGCUCUGAUCAUCUUAGCGUACUACGACAUUCUACUGUACUGGGGCGAAACCGAGUAUUGGUUCUUCGAGAACUGGGCAGAGACCUUGAUCACUGCGAUUGUGGAGAAGGUCAAGGGUUCCCCGUGGGACGAUCUUCUCAAUUGGCCAGUUGAGAAAUCCUUUGACGCCAGAGUGUAUUUGUACGUCGGUGAAGCAGAUAUCUGGCAUUGA